This is a messenger RNA of Colletotrichum spaethianum, 1293 nucleotides long. RefSeq lists its product as uncharacterized. Bases 1 to 1293 code for a protein of 430 amino acids. Lineage: Eukaryota; Fungi; Ascomycota; Sordariomycetes; Glomerellales; Glomerellaceae. The record is from RefSeq and is a predicted model, not a curated record. The transcript has a single exon.
AUGUCAUUACCAGUCGCCAUUCAGUCGGCCAUAUUCUACUACCUCGCAUGUACACCAUGUAACGAGAUGAAGGCGUUCCGGAAGGCGAAGAAGAAGGCCAAGGAAGACAGGGAGGUCAAGAGGAAGAUCGAAAUGGAACAGCCAGGAUUGUACCGCCAUCCGGACCCCUUCCAUACCAACCCCUUCUGGGCCGAGGAGAUGGCUGCCGGCCCCCACCUGCCCAAGAAGUCGGGAAGCAAAAACGCAAGUCAGAGAGGACUGGCGAGUGCUGGCAGGACGAGUACAGCCGCGAGUUUUGGAUGCGCCAGCACCGUUGCCGAGAGCACUAGCCCCGCAACACCGACAACCAGCGGCGACACAGCCCGGAAGCUGUCUGGCGACGCGUGGAAUAGGUCCUUGUACCAGCGAGAGGAUGAGGAGCUUUGGGGGCAUAACCUAACCGGGAUGGGCCACAAGCUUAUGGACAACAUUGCCAAGGCUGGAAACACGGCGGGGCGCUACGUUGAGGAGAAGUUGGGACUCGAGAAGCCCAUCACGGACGAGGACCGCGACAACUUCUACCGUACGCCGAGAAACCCACCCGUCAACGAAUACCACCCGCCAAUCGUGGGGAGCAAGCCCUCUCGCCCGGACGCCCUCAAGUGGAUGUUGCAGCCGCCUCCACCAGCCAAGCUUAUGGAGGGCCGUGUUCCUGUCGCAAGAACCGGGAGCACCAGCACUGUUGGGAGCAGGAGAACGAUGGCAUCCGAAGAGCCACCUUUGGACAGAUUAGUCCGCGAAAAGGCCCUUAAGAAGAAGCUGCGACAAGGGGAGAAGCCCCGCCUGGAAGAAACGCCUUCGGAGUCGGAAUUGAUCGACUCGCUUAUCGGCGGACGCUCCCGGAGGACCACGGUUUCGAGCAGGGGCAUGUCCAACCGCAGCCGAAGUCUCUCGUUGGAUUCUGAAGUAUCUUCAGAUGGUGAGUUGGUGGAAAGGCGGCGGAUCGCCCGUGCUCGGCGCGUUCCCAUGACCCCCGAGGAGACUUCUUCGGACGAGGAUGACUCCGUUCAACACCGCACCUGGGACUCGCUUGGAAAGUCAAGCCCUCAGAAGCGGCCUAGACUAGAGACGAUAACCAGCUCUCGCUCCACCACCAGGCAGGCGUUGAAGGCGCGGCCAAACGGCACCAAACCCGACACUGCAUUGAAAGACAACUCUGAUAUUACACCCAAAGCGUCAGCCAAUCCCAUCAUCACCGGCAAAGCUGACGAAAACACACACACCACUGUCACCACUACCACGACAGUGUCAUGA